Schistosoma turkestanicum is the source of this 2436-nucleotide messenger RNA. The record is from the annotation of a GenBank genome assembly. NCBI's taxonomy places the organism in Eukaryota, Metazoa, Platyhelminthes, Trematoda, Strigeidida, Schistosomatidae.
AUCAGUAUGGAAUUAUGAAAAUUAAAGGAAGUUGAUUUUCACUUAGUUUCAAUAUAUAUUUUAUAUUUGGACAGCUGACGAUAUUUUGACAAAAUUACUUUGGAAAUCAAUGUGGUGGAAAGAAUAUUUUUGGGCAAAAUAAUAAUUCAGGACAAUUGAUCAUUACUAGUCACACACACACACACAAAUGAAGAACUAAUUCAAUGAAACAAACUAGUAGUAAUGAUUAUUGGACAAAUUCAAGGUGUUCAGUUAUUCCGUACAUUGAGCAAUGAACUAAUUUUAUGUUUUACACUUUUCUAUUUAAUAAUUUUCAUGCUCUGUAUAAAAUUUAAAAGCAAACAUCGUAGUUUAUCGUUGAAUAAAGUGAAAACAGUUCAGCAGCUGAAACACAAUGAUCAUGAUAAAUUUACUAUUAAUCAGUCAAAACAAUUUAUCACUAAUGCAAUGGAGGAUAGGGAAAAUCGAAAAUAUUCAAUACCAAACAGCGGAAAUUCAAACUAUGCGGAAACUUAUGAAUCCAAUCAAAAUCAAACCAAUUCUGUACGACCGAAACAGUUGACAUCAUUACAUCACAGUCAACUUUCUAACGGGAAUAUUUUAUCCACUAACAAGUCAAACUAUUCAUAUGCAGCACAGCAUCACUGUAAUCAAAUUUCAAUUAAAAACACAUUAACAACGACUAUUAAUUUCAAUGAAAAACAACAUUUAUCAAGGGCGAAAUCAUUUUCAUUUACUGUUUGGUUUAUCAAAAUGACACGAAAAUUACUACAUUGGAAAAAUACUUUCAACAACAAUGUCAACUUAUCAACUUAUCAAAACAACAAUUGUACACAUACAAUUCUUAUCAAUGAUGAAAUCUCUCUUCCUAAUCAAAAUUCAGCCAAAAUCAAUGCCAUUCAAAAUGAAAAUCUCUGCAAAUCAACAAUACAAAACAAUUCCAUGGAUGAGAAAGAGAAUUUGAAAUUAAAUAUAUUGUACAUUAAACAAAAAGCUAAUAGUUGGAAAGAACCAAGUAGAAAAGUUAAACUUAACCACAAUUAUCAUCCUAUUUGGACUGAUACAAAAAGUGUAGCGCAGUCAUAUUCAAAUUCCAAUACACGCUGUUGUUUAUCAUCAUACAGACAAUUUGAAUCACAAAGUGAUUUAUUCGAUCCAGUCUAUUCAAUUAUUCAAUAUCCUGUGGAAGAUACACUCCGGUCAACACAUUCCUCAUCCUCAUGCAAUUAUUCAUCGGUGUCAAUGCAUCAACCAUAUGCUAAAGAUUGCUUUCUAGGUAAAAAUAAUAUCUGGACAAGUCAGGAUUCCAUUGUCUCCGAUGCACAUGUCUAUUGUGAAUUAAUCAAAUUGAGAUCGGAUAAAAGUCACCAACCAAUCAAUAAAAAAGUUGAUUAUCGAUCAUUGAAUAAAAACUAUUCUACAUGUAGUUUAUAUUCAUAUGAUAAUCAAUGUUUUUUUCAAGAUGUCAUCUCUGAUCAAUAUUCAACACAUUCAGUGGUUAAAAUGAAACAUUCGAAUGAACCGCCAAAAUUACCAGUUCGAACUUAUGGAGAAAGUACGUUGAAUUUAGUGGCUAAUUUACGUUUAUGGACAAUGCGAAAUAAAGAGAUCCAUUUAAAAAAUUUACGUAUUAUGAAUAAAUUACGCAAACCUAUACAUUCAAUGUUAGAUAUGAAUUGGCGCUUAGAUAACAAACAAAACGGUCAUGAGUUUUUGUUACGCAAAAUUAAAAAUUAUUCUGAUCAAACAUCAUUAAAAAAAACACCAUUGGGACGAUAUCAUAAACGUCAUUAUUUUGGUAAAAGAGAUUUUGUCGAAACGCCUAUCGAUUAUAAUGAAUUAAUACGGAAACAUUUAACUCUUGGUAAUACAAGUUCAUUGCUUUCGGAAUCUGAUGUCAUUUCAUUGGAGAAUCUCAAUUCACCGAAUUUUCGUGGCAGUUCACAAUAUCGAAGAGAUCAUCCUAAUCAAUGGAAUGAAACAACAAUUUCAGGCUGUCAUUCAAAUGAAGCUUUUUGUUUAGAAUCAUGUGAUCAGUACACAAAACAAUCGACCAACUUUAACGAUAUAUGCAAUAAUUUGAGACAUAUCGAUAGUGAAUCUGAUAUUACAGAAUCUUCACCGUAUAGAACCAAAUCUCCAGGAAGUAAACACUUCACAUUGAACAACAACUCCUCAUAUUAUUUACAACGAACAUCAACAUCCUUCACACCAUUAUGUCACAUAUACAUUCCAACUCAUUGUAAACCAACUCAAACUCAACAAUCUAAUAGAAAUGUCAAUUCAUUUACACAUGAUAUCAACUCAAAAUGCCAUGAAAUUUAUCAUCAUACACUUAAUCAAAUGAAUACUGAAGACAUUCCCUAUUCUUCAUUGUCAAUGCCACCACUGAUGGAACGUUCCAUGGAGGAUGAUGAAUGUCAUUUAUACAAAUAA